CGGCACCGUUUCUAAUCCGAACCCUCCUCUCUCGUCUCUUCUUUUGAACAGCAGUAGAUUAUCGAAAUCGGACAGACAGAGACCGACUCCAAAUAAAAAAUAGAAAACAAAAUAACCUCAACCAGAAGAAGAUUUUCCACAAUCCGCUUCGGCUUUCGGCGGCGGAUCUUAGCGGAGUCUGUUAAUCGGAAAAUAUCCUUCCUCGUUCUUCUCCUCUCCGCCUUACCAAAAAACCACCGCAGCUCGUUGAAGAACACAACGGAAUUGAACUUGGUCUGCUUCUAUAGGGAAAUUGCUGUUAUCUCGUAGUGGCAGCAGCAGCGGUAGCGGCAGCCUGUUGAUCCGAGAGGAUAUAGUAAGCUGCAAUGCGGGAAUAUGCAAGAGAUGAAUAUGAAGAUUAUGAUGAGUAUGAGGAAGAAUACGAGCAAGAUGAAUACGGUGAAGCAGAGGACGAAUAUGAAGAAGAAGAGGAAGAAAAAGAGCGAAAACCAAGUGCAGAGGAACUAGAAUACCUCGAGUUGAGGGCACGCCUUAAAGAACAAUAUAGGAAGAAACUGCAGAGAGAAAAUGGUACUGCUGCUUCCAGAUCCCAGGAAUUGAAGAAGAAAGUUCCUUUAGAUAAAUUUGGGUCAUUCUUUGGUCCUUCUCAGCCAGUUAUUGCUCAAAGAGUAAUUCAAGAAAGCAAGUCGUUGCUAGAAAACCCACAUUUGGCAUUCAAAGCACUGAAUCCCCAGAAGGAGAAGGUCUCUUCUUCGAAUGGCACAGGUCCAAAGAAUGGCGUAAAUGAGCGAGUGCAUAAAAUCAGGAAUGAGAUGAAGACAAAAGUCGAAAAACUUAAAAAUACGAGAGAUUACUCUUUCCUGCUAUCUGAUGAUGCAGAACUCCCAGCUCCUAGCAAACAGCCUGUGCCUCGAAACAUCAAUGUCCCUAAAUCUGAGGCGCGACCUGCUCACGUGCCACAGAAGAGCAGACAGCUAUCAGGCAAUAGCGUUCGAGAUAUUGUUGGUGGUCGUGAAGAAAGGAAAUCAGUUCCUAUGAAUGGGCAAAUGCAUUCUAAAUCAGGGCCCUGCCGACCAACUUCUAUGAACAAAACAAUUUCAAGACCAAUGGAUUCAAGAAGGCAGCCUGGUAGCAAUAGUGGGAUUGGACCCGGGAGGCCUGCAGGGUCAAAAGGCUUGGUUCCAAAGAUGCCUCUUGCCACUGUGGAGAGGAAGGCCCCUGCACCAGCUCCAAAAACCAUCAUGCCUGCUACACGCAAACCUCUACCUCCACCUCUUAAGCCUCGGCCUUCUGUUCCAAGGCAACAUGUCGAACAGAAAAAGACAUUACAAGAACCAAAGAAGAAUGUAGCAAUGCCAAAACGUCCUGUGGAGUCUUCAAGACAUCAGAUUAAUAAGCCUUUGAAGCGGAUACCAUCUCAUGCACUGCAAGAUAAUCGUCCCAAGAAAAAGCCUGCCAGACCAUUUUAUGACGAUGUUGCUGCUGAUGAUGAAGAGGCUAUUCAGAUGCUUAGACAGAUGCUUGGGCCUAAAAGAUGGAAUGCAGCUGAUGAUGAUGAUGAUAUUAGUGACAUGGAAGCAAACUUUGAUGAGAUCCAGCAAGAAGAGAAGAAAAGUUUGAAAAUUGCACGGAAAGAGGACGAGGAACAACUCCGUCUGAUAAUGGAAGAGGAGCGGCGUGAGCGGGAGAGAAAGAUGAGUAAGAAGAAAAAGCUGAUGCAACGGUGACAGUACCUCUUUUUAUACCCUGUUGGAGUCUUCUAGUCCCAUUCAGCCCUGCAUCACUACGUAUGCUGUAAUUUGGGACUCUUGAUUUUUAUUCAAUUGUAGAAAUGUAACGCCCAUUUUAGAUGCAAUUUUAAUUUUAUUGAUAACAUGUGAGUGUAUUUUUGGCAGACGCAUUUCUUUUAACUUUAGGAUUUAGGAAUAAUGUUGCAGUGUGCGAUAGAUAGUUGGGGGCAGUUUACUUGUACAAUAACAUAAAUGGAAAUGUGAUCUCCUUAUCCUCACAUAACUGAGCAAUGACUAUGGGACUCGGGCUUGCUUGA
Mercurialis annua (annual mercury) is the source of this 2047-nucleotide messenger RNA. RefSeq lists its product as uncharacterized. Gene Ontology annotation, cellular component: nucleolus. NCBI's taxonomy places the organism in Eukaryota, Viridiplantae, Streptophyta, Magnoliopsida, Malpighiales, Euphorbiaceae. The transcript is spliced from 10 exons. The coding region runs from base 366 to 1727 and encodes 453 amino acids. The record is from RefSeq and is a predicted model, not a curated record. Gene Ontology annotation, molecular function: DNA binding; histone binding. Gene Ontology annotation, biological process: nucleosome assembly; regulation of DNA-templated transcription.